AUGGCGGACAACAACCAGUUCACGUCCUUCGACGAGAAUGACUGGAAAGCUCAAAAUGCGGCAGACGAUAGAGAAAUCGCGAAACUUCUAGAGCAGAGCCAAGAUGGAGCAUCGGGCGGCUUGAAGCUCGACGAUACACCCUUUGACCAGACGAACAAAGCCGAUGAUGCGGAGGAUUUCGAGGACAUCAGCGAUGACGACCUCCCCGAGGAGGAGCCCAGCGCAAGCACAUCCGUGGAACUACCUGGGUUGACCGACGACGGCGAAACUAGUAACAACGACGCGGAUGAUCUUUUCGGUGAAGGCCCAUCUUCGCCAACCGACCCAGUCCUCGGACCCCCAUCUCCUGCCCCUCAUGUACGGGAUGCCGAUGCCGCCGAUGAGACUCAACCGAGCGAACCAUCUCCCGUAUUCCCUGGCAUAAAUUUCGAUCCCGAGCCACGCUUGACAGCGAACCAAGAUCCUGAUAUUCCCGCUCCUGCUGAGACUGUCGAGGAUUUACUCAAGGCAGCAUGGCCUGCUUACAAGAAAGGGUGUAUUCUUACGUGGAGUGAGCUCUUGCCGGCAAAGAAGGCCAUCUGGAAGGAGAAGAAGCCCCUCAAGAAGCCUAAGCGUCUCGUCACAAGCAAGCUGACGCUUGAGCUCGACCAAGAUAGUCUCACCCACUUUAGACUACCUGGCCCUCCAGCGACGUCUCGAACAGAUGGCAACGACCACAAGGGGCUAGUUUUCUGUUACAGCGACACGGUGAAAGAAGAGGAGGAUAUUGCUCAGUUCGAUAUCGAUCAAGUAGACGAAUCAGAAACUGUCAUGGGAUUCACACUUCGCGAUAUCGAGAUGGCCUGCGAAGAUUGGUACACCCAGAUAGGGGUGAUUGAAAAAGACUUUGAUAUUCUCGAAGCCGAGGAGCGGAAAGAGGCGACAUCCAGAAAGCGGCUGUUUGAAGAGGAAGACGAUGAUGAAUGGAACGCAGAGUUCCUCAUGGACGACGUGGUGGACGCUCCAGCCCCCCCAAGAAGCGCAAAACGAUUAAGCCUGGCCUCCCAGAAAUCCCGCGAUACACUGCCCCGUCCUUCGACAAUUUCGAAGAAACCACGAGACGAGGUGCCAAACGAGUGCAGCUUGACGCAUCCGACCCCCACCUUCUCAUUGAUCCUCAAGAAUCCCAACGAGUUGCUAAGCGCCCCCGGCAAGACGGACCUGAAGGCAAGCAUGUUCCGAGUGGGAAGAUCAGUCGCAAUCUGUUUUCGCGAUUUAAUAUGUCUAACGAUGACGCAUACGAACUGCUCAAAGAAAACCACCAGAGCAAGGUGCGCGCUACACUCGGAAACAUUUCCGUGGAACACAGUAUGCCUGCCAUCAAGCUCACCUGGCCAUACUACAAAGUCAAACUUCCUGGCACAACGGACGAGUACCAUCGCCCACGUUUCCGAUACAAGAAGUUUGUCGGCCAGUCCAUCAGGUUUGAAAAGCCAGCCCAUUUCAGAAGGAAAGAAAUGCGCAAGAAGAUUUCAGAGGUCUUCAAGGACUCCAAGUCGCUCAGUAUCAGCGACAAUUCUACAGCGGUUUUGUUUGAAUAUUGUGAACCCAGACCUAGGGUGCUCAACAAUUUCGGGAUGGGUAGCAAGCUUAUCAACUAUUACCGUCGGAAGGAUGCCAAGGACGACGAACAGCUCCCGAAACGAGAGCUCGGGGAAUAUCGCAUGUUGCUGCCCGAAGACCGAUCGCCAUUCUCGUUGUUUGGAACCGUUGACGCUGGUGAGACGGUUCCUACUCUCCAUAACGAAAUGUAUCGAGCUCCAGUAUUCAAACACACUCCUCGAACUACGGAUUUUCUCAUAGUGCGCAGUACCACUGGAACAAAUGGAUCUAAAUGGUUUAUCCACAAGAUCGACCACCUGCAUGUCGUCGGUCAGACUUUCCCUUCGGUCGAAGUACCAGGACCCCACAGCAGAAAGGUUACCAAUGCAUCCAAGAAUCGCAUGAAAAUGCUGGCGUUCCGUAUGAUUCGGCACAGCAAAACUGACAAUUGUCAAUUGCAAGAUAUCACGAAGCACAUUGCAGAAUCCACUGAUACGCAGAAUCGCCAGAAACUGAAAGAAUUCCUUCAGUACGAUAGGAGUGGCGAGAAGGGUAUGUGGCGACUGAAGCCGGGGGAGAUUCUUCCCGACGAGAGCUCUGUUCGUGCUAUGAUUAAACCCGAGGAGGUGUCACUGCUCGAUGCCAUGCAGCUAGGUAUCAAGGAGCUCGAGGAUGCUGGGUACGAUCCCAGAAAUGCCAACUUCGACGAUGAUGUUCAGAUGGCGGACGCCGAUGCUGAGGAAGGCGACGAUGAUGAUGAGGGCAGUAAGAUCGUGAAGGCUGCAGCAGGCGGGAAAAAGGCUGCCCAGCAAGAGGAGACACUUGCGGAUAAGAUGGCUCCUUGGAAAACUACCAAGGCAUUCAUUGAUGCAUGUGCCCAAAAGGCGAUGCUUCAACUCCACGGCGAAGGUGACCCUACAGGCCAUGGCCUUGGGUUCAGCUUCAUCCGUACAUCUAUGAAGGGAGGCUAUAUCGAGGCCGUUCAAGGCCCGCUCGCCACAUCGGCGGACGCGAUGGAGCGAGAAAAACGCGCCAACGGUGGCCAUGCGUACAAUGUCAAGAAGCAGCAGGCCAUGUACGAGGAGGGCAUCCGAGAAAUUUGGGAAAAGCAAAAAUCCACAUUGUCAGAUCCACAAGAACACGAUGACAAUGAUAUCGCUGUGACGGAAGAUGAAGACGACCGCUUCAACGUUCACUCAGCGCCGACGCCUGCUCAUAUCGAUGACGGCACGAGUCAGAUAAGCGGCUUCACGUCCUCAAGCCGCCACGCAAAGCGAGCGAUUAGAAUCACUCGUGAUGUUCGUUUAGCUGACGGAUCCACCCAGCAACGCACCGAAGUUGUCUACGACCCUGUUGUCAUCACGCAAUACAUGAAGCGGAGAACAGAGGCUGACCUGGAACUAAGAGAGUAUGUCAAACAAUCCCUUCGCUUCGCAACAUUGUCGCGAAAACCACCUCGUAUCUGGCGGAAGCUACCCGCUUCUGUCAGAUCACUCCAUAGGUCGGCUUUUCUCGCAAAACAAUGCAUCAGGACCAAGUCCACAUAUGGCCUGGGAACACCAGGCUCUUCUAGAGAUAUUGUUGGCCUUGCAUUCCGAGCGCCUGCUUACAUAAAUGUCUUUACAGCAUCUACAGCUCGCGGCCCACUGGCAAUGCCGACCAUGACCGUCUUGCAGGGAUUAGGUGAGCUUGAGACUAUCUCCCAAUGUGUUUGUUUGGCCCAGUUGUUAACAUGUCUACUCUCUCUCAGAAUUAAGCAGGAACUCGCAAGAUUGGAAAAGAACAAGGCAAGACGCCAAGCCCGAGAACAGCAGAAAGAACUCCACCAGCGAGCGAAUGCCCCUGGUGAUGCUGGAUCCCCCGGCGCGGUCGCUUCCGGCGAUAAGAUCGUUACGGGCACAACCCGGAAGUGUGCCAAUUGCGGCCAGGUGGGACAUAUCAAGACAAACAAAAAGUAUGGAACCCCAACCCUUCUCCCCACCCCCACGCUCGUCAUUUGA
This is a messenger RNA of Clonostachys solani, 3581 nucleotides long. Lineage: Eukaryota; Fungi; Ascomycota; Sordariomycetes; Hypocreales; Bionectriaceae. The record is from the annotation of a GenBank genome assembly.